This is a messenger RNA of Hydra vulgaris (swiftwater hydra), 923 nucleotides long. The record is from RefSeq and is a predicted model, not a curated record. Lineage: Eukaryota; Metazoa; Cnidaria; Hydrozoa; Anthoathecata; Hydridae.
CAUCUGGUAUAAUAAAAGCAAAAAUGGAGACUGACGAAAUUGCGAAAGGGGAACAAUUUAUUUUGUCUUCUGGCGGAAACCCAUUGAUGAUUACAGUUGGAUGUCCUGAUAACAAAGCAAAUAGAAGGUCAGUUAAACAAGUAUCUCUUCAGAUGAUUAAAGAACUUCAAAUAGUGUUAGAACUUUCCCUUAAUAAAACAGGGCUAUUGAUAUCUACUCUUCGAAAAGGAAUGGGAAGUAAGUUGGCUGUAGAAAACAACAUUUUUGGAAAAAUGAGUUACUUAGAAGAGUCUUUAUUGUAUUUUUAUCAAGUAGAAAAGGUCAACUUCUUUGAUAGUACCGGUGGCACUUCUAUAAAAGACCUUGUUUUUGUUCAAGACACAUCUAGUUUUAUUCUUGAUUUAAUUACUCAACAUUGUCUUGAUCCCCAGUCAGCAUUUGUUCGUAUUUCUAUGGAUGCAGGAGGUGGUUUCAUGAAGGUCAUCGUAAAUGUUUUCGAUGUUAAUGAAAAUACUACUUCAAAUUUAUACUUAAAUAGUGGUGUACAACGAUGUCAAAUCCUCUCUAUAGUUGAAGAUGUGCAAGAAUCUAACUUCAAUUUAAGAAUAAUUUUAGAGAAACUCAAUUUACAAGAUGUUAAGUUUUCAGCAGCUUUUGAUUUGAAAUUUGCUAAUGCAGUUUUUGGAAUAUCAAGCCAUGCAGGUAAAAAUUCAAACCAACGUGGAACAGGUUCAAACGACAAGUUGCAAACAAAGAAUAUGGUGGAAGACUCCUCUCUUCUGUUAUUGAUUUUAACGGAAGAAGAUCGAAAUAUGAUGGAUGAAAAUGAGGAGACCAAAAUGGGAAGUAUGUUGACAGGUUUUAUGAGAGUUGGCAAACUUUCUGAGGCUGAAAAAGUAAAAAUAUUUAAUGCAGAUUCUUAA